Molecule: messenger RNA, 849 nt
Organism: Eimeria tenella
Lineage: Eukaryota; Apicomplexa; Conoidasida; Eucoccidiorida; Eimeriidae
Exons: 2
Coding region: 1-849 (282 amino acids)
Source: RefSeq, a predicted model, not a curated record
AUGCUGCUGCGAGAGUCUUUCAGCAGGUUGGGGAAGUGUUCCGAAGCAGCAGCAGCUGCUGCUGCACCUUUGCUACUGCAGAUAAAAGUGCCUCGGAUUUUCCAGUCUGCUGCUACUGUACAGAGCGCAACACUGGAGUUGACGAGGCUCCAGCUGCUGCUGCAGCAGCAGUCGCAAGCAUUCGUGCCUCUGUUCAGCUGCAGCAGCAACAGUCGCCCCCAGCGAGCUGUUGCUGCUGCGUUUGCGACUAUUAUUGCUAAGAAGCAGCAGCGUUCUGUGAACAAGAGCGAAACAGCUCAUGAGCAUCAAACGCCCGAUUUUGAGGCAGCAGCAGCAGCAGCAGCAGAAGAUGCAGCGGCAGAUAACUCGUCCCAUGCAGUCGAGACCACGCACGAGACAGCACAGGAUAUAAGGACUCCUCGCGCAGCAACAGCAGCAGCAGCCGCAGGAACAGCAGCAGUAGCUGCUUUUGGAACUGCGGUGGCAGUGGUGCUGCUGGCAGCAGAACUGUGGGGGUCGGCUCUUCUUACUUUGCAAAAGCAGGAAAAGCGGCGGCGGCAGCAGCAGCAGCAACAACUGUACUCGAGCCACAGCAGCUCUUUCAGAGGGCUUGAAGGCUCUGAAGCAGCGCUGCAGCGCACUUGUGUGGUUGCUGCCGCAGCUGCUGCAGCUGCUUUCAGAGAUGUGAAGCAGCAGCAGCUGCUGCACCAACAGGAAAUGGCUGGGACUGGCUGCGGGCGUGUUGGAUAUCCGGGGCGCAGCGAGCGCUGCAGCAGCAGCAGCAGGCGUGCGCGGAAGGCGAAUGUCUGCUGCUGCUGCUGCAGCAGCAAAUCCCAGCAGCAGCAAUGA